UUAUGAGGCCCCAAUAUUGAAAGGUGGAUACAGGCAUACAGAUGGCAGAUAACAGUAAAGCAGAAGAUACUGCUUCAGAUUCUGUGGAGGCUGCUAAAAAUGCAAGUGACAAAAAAGAAAAACUAGCAGACCAAGUGAUGCAAAAUCCACAGGUCCUGGCAGCUCUGCAGGAACGACUUGACAAUACAGCGCUCACUCCUUCAAGUUAUAUUGAAACUUUACCAAAAGCAGUGAAAAGAAGAAUUGAUGCCUUGAAACAGCUGCAGGUGAAAUGUGCCCAUAUAGAAGCUAAAUUCUAUGAAGAAGUACAUGAUCUAGAGAGAAAAUACGCAGCGCUCUAUCAACCCCUUUUUGAUAAGAGGAGAGAGUUUAUUAAUGGGGAAGCUGAACCUACAGAUGCAGAGUCAGAAUGGCACAGUGAAAAUGAGGAGGAAGAAAAACUAGCUGGAGACUUGAAAAAUGUAGUGGUAAUAGAAGAAAAGGCAGAAGAGACAAAUCCUAAAGGAAUUCCAGACUUCUGGUUUACAAUCUUUAGAAAUGUAGAUAUGCUAAGUGAAUUAGUACAAGAAUAUGACGAACCAAUCUUGAAACACCUGCAGGAUAUUAAAGUUAAGUUCUCUGAACCUGGACAGCCUAUGUCUUUCUCAUUAGAGUUCCACUUUGGGCCCAAUGACUACUUUUCUAAUUCAGUCCUGACAAAAACCUACAAGAUGAAGUCGGAGCCAGACAAGACAGAUCCCUUUUCAUUUGAAGGACCUGAAAUAGUUGAUUGUGAGGGGUGUACUAUUGACUGGAAGAAAGGAAAAAAUGUUACGGUUAAAACAAUCAAGAAAAAACAAAAACACAAGGGCCGAGGCACGGUUCGGACAAUUACUAAACAAGUACCUAAUGAUUCUUUUUUUAACUUCUUUAACCCAAUAAAGGUAUCUGGUGAUGGAGAGUCAUUGGAUGAAGAUUCAGAGUUUACCUUAGCAGCAGAUUUUGAAAUUGGUCACUUCUUCCGUGAAAGGAUAGUCCCUCGUGCUGUGCUUUAUUUCACUGGGGAAGCUAUAGAGGAUGAUGAUAACUUUGAAGAAGGUGAAGAAGGUGAAGAGGAGUUUAUCUCUAUUUUGUCAUAGGAGCUGGAGGGGGAAGAGGAGGGAGAGGAAGAGGAAGAUGCAGAGAGUGAUCCUAAG
Molecule: messenger RNA, 1175 nt
Organism: Struthio camelus australis
Lineage: Eukaryota; Metazoa; Chordata; Aves; Struthioniformes; Struthionidae
Source: RefSeq, a predicted model, not a curated record